This is a messenger RNA of Coprinopsis cinerea okayama7#130, 2193 nucleotides long. RefSeq lists its product as hypothetical. The record is from RefSeq and is a predicted model, not a curated record. The coding region runs from base 1 to 2193 and encodes 730 amino acids. The transcript has 4 exons. NCBI's taxonomy places the organism in Eukaryota, Fungi, Basidiomycota, Agaricomycetes, Agaricales, Psathyrellaceae.
AUGGAGGAUACUGCUGCGACUGUGGACUACACUGUAAUCCACCCUAUGCCAGGCCACGGCAAGCCACUCGACUACACCCCCAAGAAGGGUGAAGACCCUCUCUAUAUCGGGGAUCCUUUCCCUUCCGCACUGUCGCCUGGUGAUAUCGACGAAGGAGGGCGUGCAAUCCUCCCGUUGACGACCCUGCGCGAGUUCAGCAUGUUGCAAUUCAUGAAUGCGAUUACUGAUAAAGAGGAUUGGCAUAUCAAGGUGUGUGUUGAGGUUGAGUUUUGGGAGAUGGAGGAUUGGGCUUACUGGGUUCUUCAGGUACUCAACGACGAGAUUGCGAAUAAGUGGAAGGCUGAGGCCAUCGAAGCUGCUCGAGCUGCCCUGCGCAAGCAAUGGGAGGUCGAGCGGGGCCCGCCUGUGCCCACUUCCAGCGUGGGUGAUGAUGCUGAUACUGGAGAUAACGAGGGUGGAGAGCCGGUGCAAGAUGACGGCGACAAUGAUCAGGAGGACGAAGAAAGCGACGACGGUAAUGGCAACGGGAACAACAACGCCAACCUCGACGCAUGGCCCAUCUACACCGUCCGACGCGAUGAAUCGGCGAUGACGCCCGCCAUGGCCGACUUUUGCAUCGAGGAGCUGCGCCAUAAAGCCCACUCUUUCCAGAACUCGCCCAACGGCGCGAUCGUGGUGUACAACGGGAACGUCGUCAAGUCCGACACGGCUGUCUCUCCAGAGGUGAAGGCCGCAUUGCGAAAGGCGGUUGAACCACUCGAGAACGUGCCGGCUCAGCACAAGGAUUGGCACCCUGGUUCCGAUCAGCAGGUGUUGGACCUCGUGCACCCCAGCUUGUUCCCGCUGGCGUAUGGCAAGUCCAAGGUCCUCCCCGUGGGCGCCAAGGUGACCAGUUUGGAAGCCGGGGAUGCGGUCAAGCGGUGUGGUGAAGGAGAGGUCCUUCCAGUUUUGACGCUGCCAGCUGAGGAACGAAGACACUACUGGGGUCAGCAAAACCAAAGGUCGAGGUUUAGUAACAAGUUCCAAUGGCUGCCUUGUGAGGUAGAUCUGUCUGGUGAGAGAGCCAAGAUUCUCUCGUAUAUCAAUAAUUUGCAUCCUGAACUGCAUCAGGACUUGUAUCGCGUCGUGGAGGAUGUCAUAACGGCCACCAUCCCCCUCUGGGACCUCACGCUUGCACCCCUCGCGGAUAGGAGCUACGAAUACCCUCAACGCAUCGUCUACGAUGAAGUCAUACAUGACCCUGAUCCAGAAGAGAUCCCUGAUGACGAGGGAGGUCCAGGACCUACUGGCGAAGAAGACGAAGACGAUGAGGACUGGUGGGAUCUCAGGCAGGAAUGGAUCGAGAAGUUCAGGAGGGUCGUUCUGCCUGACGUUGAGAAGCCUUUUGAUCCCGAGACGUUUGGGAGGACCCCUGCGCCGUUCUCGCUGAAGAACAUUGGGAAGGGUGGGAGGCCCCUGCAGGUUAUUGUGAAGCUUGCGAAUAUCGAGUUGACGCCUGAGAAGCCGAAAUAUCCUGGGGGCACUUGGCAUGUUGAGGGACAGCUGAACGAGCAUAUCGUCGCCACGGCACUAUACUACUACUCUUCCUCAAACAUCAGCUCCUCCUACCUCGCCUUCCGCCAACUGUCCGACCCUGAACCGGCCAACGAGAUGCCCUACCCUCAAAGCGUGCACGACUGGCUCACCGACGUCUACGGUUGCGCGAACGAGGAAGGGGCCGUGCAGGACGUUGGCUCCGUGCUCACCCGCGAAGGGAGGCUCCUGACAUUCCCGAAUAUCUUGCAGCAUCAGGUGCAGCCGUUUGAGUUGGAGGAUAAAACCAAGCCGGGGGUUAGGAAGAUUUUGGCGCUGUUCUUGGUGGAUCCGCAUGUGAGGGUGGUGAGUACGGCGCAUGUGCCGGUGCAGAGGAUGGAUUGGUGGAGGGGGGAGUUGGAGGGUGGACAUGUGUCCUCAUCGUCGAGCGCCCAUUCCUCUUCGAGCGCUAGGCCUGGACAAGGAGGAAGUGCGGCGGUGUUGAAGAAAUUGCCCGUGGAGCUGCAGGAUCAUGUGUAUGAGGAGGUGGAUGGGUUCCCGAUUAGUCUCGCGGAGGCGAAGAAGUUGAGGGAGGAGCUUAUGGAGGAGAGGAAGGCGUUUACUGUUGACCAUGGGAAACUGUUUGGGAGCGGGGUUACGUUCUCGCUUUGUGAGCAUUAG